Molecule: messenger RNA, 4214 nt
Organism: Prorocentrum cordatum
Lineage: Eukaryota; Dinophyceae; Prorocentrales; Prorocentraceae
Source: the annotation of a GenBank genome assembly
AUGCAGCAGCGCACGGGCAAGGUCUUCAUCGACAUGGCGGGCCGCUCCGACGCGACGAGCGUGGAGGUCCCCCGCGAGCUCACGGGCAUCCUGAAGGGCUCCACCCUUCGGGACAUCGAGCACGAGACCGACACCUUCUGCUUCCUGGAGGGCGACGCGGACAACUCCGACUGCCUCCUCAUCUUCGGGCCCCACAAGGGGCGCAAGCAGGCAGAGCGCAAGGUCCGCGACCUCGUGCGCGUCCGCCCCAAGCAGCUGCCCCAGGAUACCCCCUCGGAGCGCCACUCCUCGGAGAACGUGGUCAAGGCCGAGAUCAGGAUCAGCAGCGUGGUCGCCGAGGCUAUUGACCCCCAGAAGCUCACGGCAAUCCAGAGCUCAUGUGGGGCCAAGGUGACGCAGCAGGGCACCGAGUACGUCUCCGUGCAGGGCUACGAGCAGCAGGUAUCGCAGGCCAAGAGGCAGCUCCACGAGUACAUCUACAACCUCAAGGAGGGGGGGGGAGUGGAGGAGGAGUUCACGCCGCCGAAGGAGGUGCCGUUUCACGCCUUCAUCGCUCGGGGCGCCGAUGGCAAGCCUUCGGUGUUGGAGGAGGUGCGGAACGCGACCCGCGUGAGGGUCAAGGUCUUGCCCAACGAGAAGAAGAUCGUACUGGGAGGGCUUUUCUCCGUCGUGUCGAAUGCGAAGCGAGACUUGCAGCUGUUCCUGAACUCCUUCGUGUCGCACCACGUUCAGCUGGAGAAGGCCCAGCUUGAGCAGGUCUCAGCCUUCCUGAAGCAGAGCCUCCCGAAAAUGCAGCACUUCCGACACAUCAGCGCGGCGCAGGUCAACAAGGACUCCUGCAUGUUGACGCUGUCAGGCACCCCAGACUCGGUGGCUGAGGCGCACACCGCCGUCGAUGAGUUCUUCCGCUCGCAGGGUUGGAGCCGCAGUCGGAGGUGUUCGCCACGCGGCACGCCGCCCGAGGCCGGCCUGGCGACUCGCGGGGCGGCGACGGCGGCGCCCGGAGGGCCGCGGAGGUCAUCCAGCUACGGCACGGAGUGCGAUUCCGCGUUCAUCCUGGGCCGCGGGGGCAAGACCAAGCACAAGAUUGCCCGCGUCUCCGGGGCGACCCUGGAGCUCCACGAGCACAACAACACGGUGGAGAUCAUAGGCACGGACGCGGAGCGCCGGAAGGCCAGGAAGUACGUGGACCUCGUGAGGGCCCAGCGCGUGGGGCCCGUCAACGUCGGCGAGUCCCACGACGACGGUGACCUCACCAUGAUCGCCGUGCCGACCGAUUGCGUGGGCUUCGUGACAGGAUCUCAGGGCAACUUCCUGCGCACUUGCGAGGAGGAGUGGGGCACGCUGAUGUUCUUCUGCGACUACCACGGGCCGCACGCCGACGCCGCCGACACCGAGAAGCUCGCCAUCUUCGGCGCUCGCGGAGGCCGGACGGGCGCGGAGCUGAAGGUCAUGGCCGCCAUCGAGACGAAGAUCCCAGGCUACUUCACGCGGGACAUCGACGAGAGGUCCACGGAGGACGAGUGGGGCCAGGACACCCUGCCGCUCAGCAACGAGGAGCUCUCCUUCGCGCUCGGCAAGGACGGCUCCACUCGGAAGAAGCUGGCCCGGGCCAGCGGGUGCAUUCUGGAAUACGUCGGCAACGUGGCUUUCAUGGCCGGGACCAUUUCAGCUCGCAGGCGAGCGAGGGACUAUCUGGAUUGGCUCAUGAAGCAGCGAACUGGGACCGUGUAUGUCGAUUGUGAAGGCCGCACGGACGUGAGCAUUGUCGACAUCCCUGGCGGCAUGGAGAGCGUGGCCAGCGUGUUCAAGAGCAUCACUCUUCGCGCCCUCGAGCAGGAGACUCGCACGUUCUGCUUCCUCGAGGGCAACGCGAGCAAGUCGGACCGCCUCCUGAUCUUCGGGGAGAAGGCGUGCCGGGAGAAGGCCAAGGCUAUUGCGAUGGAGAAGAUCGAGGCGAAGAUACAGACGCAGGACGACGAAAAAGAUGGUCGCGGCUACCGAGGUGGACGUUACGGCGGAUACCACGGAGGCGGGGGAGGCAAGGGCGGCUGGUCCGACAACCGCGGCGGCUGGUCCGACAACCACUACCACUCCGACAGCCACUAUCCCCGGAAGAGCAACGGCGGCUGGUCCCCAAACGGCGGCGGGAACGACCACGCGGGGAAGGCGGAGCCGGCCGAGGUCAGCGACGUGUUCGUACUGCGAGGGGACAUCAGCGUACACGUUGUCAUCCAGACUGGGCCGAACGGCGAGGACAUCGAUCCGGUGGUCGAGGACGUCGAGAACCACACGGGCACCAAGCUGACGCUGCUGCGCGACAAGGGCCAGAUCCAGAUCCACGGCCCUGCGGAGAAGGUGGCGCAGGCCAAGCGACAACUGCAGCAGUUCGCGGACAAGUUCGUCACGUGCAGGAUACAGAUGCGGCCCCAGAUCACGGCGGCGCUGGCGAAUAAGGUGAGCCACUACAUCCGGCCGAUGCCCUGGAUCGCCGCGGCAGAGGUGGACGAGAGCGCGGACGUCCUGAAGAUUCAAGGGCACCAGGACAGCGUGGACCAGACGUUCAAGGUGUUGCGGGAGGUGUACAGGGAUCACGGCUUCGAGCUGACCGACGACGACAUCGUCACCCGGAAGAAGGCAAGCGAGGAGCAGAUGAUGACGAGGUCCGUGAACAUCAAGGGCAAGACUGCCGACGUCCUCCGCGUCACCGAGGACGACGCGGCCUUCAUCCUGGGCCGCGGCGGCAAGACGAAGCAGAAGAUCGCGCGCGUGUCCCAGGCCACGCUCGAGCUGCACGAGAGGAACAACACCGUGGAGAUCUUCGGCACCGACGAGGAGCGGCGCAAGGCGCGGAAGUAUGUGGAGCUGGUGCGCGCGCAGCGCGUCGGGCCGGUGAACGUGGACGAGUCGCACGACGACGGUGACCUGACAAUGAUCGCCGUGCCGCACCACUGCGUCGGCUUUGUGACGGGGUCCCAGGGCAACUUCCUCCGCACCUGCGAGGAGGAGUGGGGCACCCUGAUGUUCUUCUGCGACUACCAGGGCCCUGCCGGAGACGGCUUCGUGGGAUCCGAGAGGCUGGCGAUCUUUGGCAAUUUGGCUGGCCGCUGCGGCGCCGAGCUGAAAGUCAUGGCCGCCAUCGAGACGAAGAUCCCCGGGUAUUACACAACCAGCCUGGGCGACACCCAUUCCACGGAGGAGUGGAGCACGGACACGGUUCCGCUCAGCCAGGACCAGCUCUCGUACGCGCUGGGCAAGAAGGGCUCCACGCGCAGGAAGCUGGCGAAGGCCAGUGGGGCCAUCCUCGAGUAUGUCGGCAACAUCGCCUUCCUGGCCGGGUCCCUCGCCGCGCGCCAGCGCGGGCGGGAGUACCUCGGGUGGCUCUGCGACCAGGUUGCCAACAAGACGGGGCGGAUCUCCAUUGACCCCCAGACCAGAGACGACGUCACCCUUGUGCCGGUGCCGAAGGACUGCAUCGGCUACGUCAUGGGGGACAAGCGCAACACGCUGAGCAGGCUGGAGGAGGACUGGGAGACCCUGAUUUUCUUCGUCGACAAUAAGUCGCUGCCCCUCUACCAGGACGUCGAGGGCCUCGCCAUCUUCGGCUCCGAGCGCGGCCGGGCCGGCACAGAGCUAAAGGUGAUGGGCGCAGUGGAGACCAAAAUGCCGCAGUUCUUCACCAAGGGCGUCGGAGUCUACCAGUCGCAGCAAGAGUGGGGGGUCGACACGUUGCCGCUCGGGAACGACGACCUGUCCUUCGCGCUCGGCAAGGACGGCGGCACCCGGAGGAAGCUGGCCCGCGCGAGCGGCUGCAUCCUGGAGUACGUAGGCAACGUCGCGUACAUGGCCGGCACCAUGGCGGAGAGGGCCCGGGCGCGUGAUUAUUUGCAUUGGCUCAUGAAGCAGCGCACAGGUCCGAUCCACGUGGACAUCAAGAACCACAGCGACAUCACCGUGGUGGAGAUUCCCGACGAGAUGGCAGGGAUGACCAAGGCGUCCUCCCUCCGCGACGUGGAGAAGGAGACCGGCACGUUCUGUUUCUUCCAGGGCGACACCAGCACCUCCCACGCGUUGCUCGUGUGCGGGCACCGCGAAGAGGAGACCGCCAACAUGCGGUGGCGAUCCUGCAGGACAUGCUGGUGCGGGGCGCCGCGCGGCCCAAGCCGAGGAAGAAGGCGCAGCAGGGCGGCGCGCGGCAGCCGGCCACAGAGGGU